This is a messenger RNA of Capsicum annuum, 1381 nucleotides long. RefSeq names its product serine/threonine-protein kinase TOR-like. NCBI's taxonomy places the organism in Eukaryota, Viridiplantae, Streptophyta, Magnoliopsida, Solanales, Solanaceae. The record is from RefSeq and is a predicted model, not a curated record. Gene Ontology annotation, molecular function: protein serine/threonine kinase activity. Gene Ontology annotation, biological process: TOR signaling; negative regulation of macroautophagy. The coding region runs from base 24 to 383 and encodes 119 amino acids. Gene Ontology annotation, cellular component: TORC1 complex; TORC2 complex; nucleus. The transcript is spliced from 3 exons.
AUGUUCGUGGUCUCUUGGAUUCUAUGUUUUCUUCUGGGCUUUCCCUGACUCUGGUGGAAGCGUUGGAGCAAAUAACUGAAAGCAUUCCACCUUUGUUGCCGACCAUCCAGAAUCGGCUGCUUGAAUGUAUCUCAGCAAUCCUUUCAAGAUCUCAUCAUUCAAUGCCAAGACAAUCAGCUUCUGUGAGUCGAGGGCUUAUUACAACGGUUACCCCCCAAGUACCAGAACUGAGUGGUUUUGCGCUAGUUCAACUUGGUUUGAGAACCCUUGCUCAUUUUAAUUUCAAGGGCCACGAUCUUCUUGAGUUUGCAAGAGAGUCUGUUGUUGUGUAUUUAGAAGAGGAGGACAGAGCUACAAGGAAGGAUGCUGCACUAUGUUGCUGAAAACUAGUAGCAAAUUCUUUCUCGGCGAUAUCUUCUACCCAGUUUAGUCCUAGUAGAUUCAAUUGUGCCAGUGGAAAGCGACGUCGUCGGCUUGUUGAAGAGGUUUACUUUUGAACUGUGUCUCUUGGUAUUAUUUAUUUCACUGGUUUAUCACUUCUUAAUUAUCUGAUCAUUCAAAUAUGUGCCUUUAAAAACACCCUUGUCCUAAUAUCUGUAUAAGGAUGUACAAUUCAGUUUUAGCCUUUUAGGAGUGGCUCGGUAGUAUAGUUUCUCUAUCAAUCUCUCAGACGGUUUAUCCCCUUUUCUUGAAUAGGCUGCAGGUAUCUCUCUUGGUGUACUGAUUUUGGGAUGCAUGCCUGGAUUGGGUCCCAAGUUUACCAUAUGUUACUCCCUUCAUCCCACAAGUUGGCCUACUUUCUUUUCAUUGGUCGAUUUGGUCCCAAGUUUGCACAUGUUAAUUACUUCCUCCAUUCCAAAAUCUCCUAAAUUGCUUUAAUUGGCAAUUAGUAUCUCUUUCUUGAACCCAUUACUCGAUAAAGUAUUUUCCAGUGUCAUUUGUUUACAUUCUUUUACAUAACUUGUAACAUAUUUCUGUUGCCUUCCCAAAAUAUUUGUUUACAUUCUUUUUCAUAAUUUGUAACAUAUUUCUAUUACCUUCCCAAAAUCCAGAACAAUCUUUUUUUGUUGUCACGUAUGAUUUCUAUUUACAUUACACACUAUAAUUUGUCACAAUUGAACUAUAGUGGAGGUUUAGGCAAGGGAAAAUUGAUGUUUAUCUGGUGGUACUCUUUCUUUUUUGUUGUUGGUGCUUUUGUACUAAACUGGUCUGGUGAUGUAAAGAGGAUCUUCAAGGAUUGUAUUUUCAGCAAAGAAAAAGAAACUAGAUAGCUUUGUGCAUCAGAUGCGAAGGCUUUUCUCACCGAAUAGCAUAGAGGGUUGGAUUAGUUCGCACCAUCAUUUUUAUUUUAUAGUUCGCACAUGUAUUUGUAUUUGUUAGU